AUGUCAAAUAAUCAACCACCAAAGCAACAGAGUGCACCCACUGGCUUAUUCGAGUUUGAAGACGAAUGGUCAUUCAACCUGGAACAGUCGUACAUUUCCAGUGAAGUCGACAAUAACGACACGUUACAAAGCAGGGAAACGACGAUAGUGGUUGACAAAAAUGUGUACGAAGAUCUGGUUACAACGUGUAAUACAAUGAAAGUUCAGUUGAAAACUGUCAUGGAGAAGAUUGAGGAGAAGAAGGAGGCUGAUGAUAAGAAGAAUGGGGAAAUUUCGAAGUUAAAGUCUGAAUAUGAGGAGUUGAAAAAGAAUAAUAAAGAGAUGUUGGCGGAGUUGGCUAAGGAGAAGAACGGAUCGGAUCCAGAACUUGAAUUGAUUCAAAAAGAAAUGAAGGAAUUGUUGAAGAAGUUAGAGCAAGAGGAGAAGAAAAAUGAGGAGCUGGUGGAGAAAAACAGAGGGGAAAUGGAGAAGGCAGAAGUGGAAACAGUCGGACUGAAAUCUGAAAUAGAUGCUCUUGCGGAGGUGAUUAAAGACCUCAAAGAGAAGUUGAGUCAAAAAGAGAAAGAGAAAGAAGAAUGGAAGAAUAAAAUGAAACAACAGGAAGAGUGCUUUUCUAUAGUUACUCGAAAUUACAGUACUCUUGAACUAGAAAUCCAAGACUGGAGAAACAAAUUGCAAGAUGAGUAUAAUAAGAAUGACGAGCUGGUCAAGAAGUUAGAACAAGAAAUGAAGGAGAAAGAAAUGAGGGAUUCGGAUCAGAUUGUUCUUCAGAAUGUAGUUGAUGAGUUGAUGAUGAAGGUGGAACAAGAAGAGAAGCAUAGAAAAGAGUUGGACAAAAAAGAAGAAGAGAAGAACGCCAGAGUUGCUGAGUUGGAGAUGGAACGGUAUGGUCUCGAAGUAAAGAUUCAAGAACUGACGGAGAAACUGAAGCAUUUGGACGGGUUUUAUGAGGAGAAGUUGGAGAAAUAUGGGAACGCGGUGAAGCUGGCAGAGGUGGAAUCGGUCAAAAUGGAGUCCGAACGAGAACUUCUCCAGAAUAAUAUUCAGGAGUUGACAACGAAAUUGGAGCAAGAGGAAAAGAAAAAGAAAAGAUUGGAAAUUGAUGUUGAAGAUAAGAAACAAAGAGUCAAUGAGCUUGACGCUCAACAGAAAUCGCUGGAACAUAAUAUCAAAGAGAUUUCUGAAAAGUUAGAAAUCCAAAACGAAGAAAUCUCCCAUUUGAAAGUGAAGCUUCAAGAUGAAGAACAAAAGAAUACGUUCAAAAUCGCUGAGUUGACAUCAAAUUGUGAUUCUGUUACUGUUAAACUCAAUGCAAUCGAGCAAUCAUCAAAACUGAAGGACGAUGAAAUGAUGACGUUGCAGAGAAAAUACAGUAACUUGAAGAAACGUGGAGUUCAGAUGUUGGCUGAGAAGAGUGAAGAAAAUCAGAAGUUGCAACUGGAAAUGGCGGAGCAACAGAAGAAAAUUGACGAGCUGAACGAACAGUUGGAAUCACUGAGAAAUUCAGUAAAGUUGGAAAAAGAGAAAAGAAAGAAAUAUGAAAAGGAAGUGAAGGCGGCGGAAAGAAUAGUUAAAGACGCGUUGAGAGAAGAGAAGAUUUCCAGAAAGAUGACUGAAAAGAAGUGUUUGGCAGAGAAAACUGAGAAGAUGGCACUCCAGGAAAAGGUAAUUGAUAUGACAAAUCGAGGAGUGGUCGUUCGCAAAUCUUGUCCGAGCUCUGAACAUAAUCUUCUCGUUCAACGUAUCGAUGUUCUUCAACGUCAGAGAGAUAUUCUUGUGGAGAGUGUACGAUCAACAACAGAGAGACUCCAAUUUGAUAUCACUUUGCUAACUCCGAUAACUCGUCUGAUUCGUCUCUCCCAUUCAAUGGCUCAUGAACUUUUGUGA
Caenorhabditis remanei is the source of this 1887-nucleotide messenger RNA. RefSeq lists its product as uncharacterized. Bases 1 to 1887 code for a protein of 628 amino acids. The transcript is spliced from 4 exons. The record is from RefSeq and is a predicted model, not a curated record. Lineage: Eukaryota; Metazoa; Nematoda; Chromadorea; Rhabditida; Rhabditidae.